AUGGCGACGUCCAAGGCCACCGUCCCCGUCCUCGUCGGCUUCAUGCUGCUGACGGGAGUAUGCAACACGCUGCUCACCAAGUAUCAGGACAUGGUCUGCGUCGCCGACUGCGACACCGCGCGCCCCAAGACCUUCGAGCAGCCCGUCAUCCAAACUCUCCAGAUGUUCGUCGGCGAGUCUGGAUGCUGGCUGGUGGUGCUACUGUCCUUCCUGCUCCAACGCUUCGGUGGACAGUCGAGGGCUGGCGAAGCGGCGUAUCAGCCUGUCAGCAGCCGGGAUAGCGAGGAGGAUCGGAUAUCAGAGGAAGAGCAGGACCUCAGCUCGUCACAGACACUGGUCGACCCUACCAAUGCGGUCGCGAAACCGUUCAUCGACGGCGAGGAAGGGGAGAUACAGCGGAAGCCGUUGACGGGGUGGAAAGUGCUGGUGUUGGCUAUGCCUGCGAUCUGCGACAUCUGCGGGACGACGCUGAUGAACGCGGGUUUGCUGUUCGUCGCGGCGUCGAUAUACCAGAUGACGAGGGGAGCGUUGGUGUUGUUCGUCGGACUGUUCAGCGUUGUCUUCCUGAAGCGACACUUGGGCGCUUGGAAGUGGGCGAGCUUGUUCAUUGUCGUGCUGGGUGUGGCAAUAGUCGGGUUAGCGGGGUAUCUGGACAAGAAGGAUGGGCAGCCUGAUUUACCUGGUGAUACGCAGCCGGGAGGAGACAAGGAUGUUCUGAUCUCGAGAUCUCUACGGCUGGUUAGAGACGUGGUGGUGGAAGUGGCAGAGGACGGCCCGAAUGCAGCGCAGACGGUGAUUGGGAUUCUGAUGAUUGCUGGAGCGCAGAUCUUCACGGCUUCGCAAUUUGUGCUGGAGGAGAGCAUCAUGGAGAGGUACUCUAUGGACCCGAUACAGGUUGUUGGCUGGGAAGGUGUGUUUGGCUUCACCGUCACUCUGAUUGCUAUGGGUGUGCUGCACGGAGCCAUUGGGACCGGAUACUUCAAUGCCCGCGAAGCGUUCUACGAGGUCUUCACCAAUCGCGCGGUGGCUGUCAGCUCGCUGCUAAUUAUGAUCUCGAUUGGCGGCUUCAACUUCUUCGGCCUCAGCGUGACCCGCUCCAUCUCGGCGACCGCGCGCAGCACCAUCGACACCUGCCGCACGCUCUUCAUCUGGCUCGUCAGCCUCGGGCUCGGCUGGGAGACCUUCAAAUGGCUCCAAGUCGUCGGCUUCAUCCUGCUCGUCUAUGGCACGGGUGUGUUCAACGAAGUCGUUCGACCGCCAACCCCAUUCUUCCUGCGAAAACGAAGAGGCGUCGUCCUCGACGAACACCGUAGCUGA
Saxophila tyrrhenica is the source of this 1317-nucleotide messenger RNA. RefSeq lists its product as uncharacterized. Gene Ontology annotation, biological process: transmembrane transport. Bases 1 to 1317 code for a protein of 438 amino acids. Lineage: Eukaryota; Fungi; Ascomycota; Dothideomycetes; Mycosphaerellales; Extremaceae. The transcript has 3 exons. Gene Ontology annotation, cellular component: membrane; intracellular membrane-bounded organelle. The record is from RefSeq and is a predicted model, not a curated record.